Biomphalaria glabrata is the source of this 846-nucleotide messenger RNA. RefSeq names its product keratinocyte-associated protein 2-like. The coding region runs from base 152 to 550 and encodes 132 amino acids. NCBI's taxonomy places the organism in Eukaryota, Metazoa, Mollusca, Gastropoda, Planorbidae. The transcript has 5 exons. The record is from RefSeq and is a predicted model, not a curated record.
AUGAUUACUCCCACAGCGGAAAGAACACGUAGAUGUAGUAAACUUAUAUUUCUUCUCACCGGUUGACAACGUUUAUUUUUCUUAGAGUAAAAGAGAGACUAUUGAAAUUCUGUUGUCUAAAGAUACUCAGCAUUGUAGUUUAAUAGUUACAAUGGCUUUAUCCACGGCAAUGUCUGCACUCACAUCUCUAGUGCUUAGUAUCAUUGUUUUUGCAUUAAUGCAAAUCUUUAAAUCUGAUUUGGCAUCAAAAGAGUACUUCACAAUUGCUGGUGGAUUUGUUGGAUCUAUUUUGUUUAUUUUACUUUUAACAUUCACUAGCAAUGCUGAAAUGUUUCUUUUUGGUAAAGGUUUUCAGGCCAGACUUUUUCCUGAAGUUGUAGCCUGCUUGCUUACAGCAAUGUUCGCCUCAGCAUUAGUUCACAGAGUGUGUGUCACAACAUGCUUGAUCUUCUCUCUGGUGGCCCUUUACUACAUCAACCGCAUCUCUCAAACCAUUUAUGGUAUACCAGCAACAGCAGCGUCAGUCUCCACAUUAAAGAAAAGGAAGUGAGGGGGCUCUGCUUCUGUGUUAAUGAUUUAUGUUCAUAAGUUAUAUUAACUUUUUCAAGGUCACUCCUAUAUUGUCAUAAACAUAUAUCAUGGUAGUUUACUGAACUGUUUUCUGUGGGCAGCAAACACAGAUAUAAGAAAGUGUAUGAGUUAAAAUAGUUAGAGCAUCGCAUUAAUGAAUAAGUCCAAAAUGUGUGACAUUAACAAUAACCAUCAUUCUUGUAUUCCUUCACAAAUUCAAUAUUUUGUUGUUGUUUUUUGCUGAAAUAAAAUGUAUAGCAGAAUGCUGAAGUAAUG